GCCAGGCUGUCUACCUGGCGGAGUGUCUUUUCCACGGUCGAAUGAGAGCGGCGGCGCGGCAAGUCAUGAAGGUGUUUGUGACGCGGCGGAUCCCCUCGGAGGGGCUGGAAGUCUUGGCCAAGGCCGGGGUAUAGCCAUUAUGGCAGGCCACCUUGCCCAGUCUCUCUCCUUCAGCUGCAGCGUCCAGCAGUGGGAUUCAGAUGAACCUAUCCCACAGUCAGAAUUACUAGCAGGGGUUGCUGGCAAAGAUGGGGUCCUGUGUCUCUUGUCUGACCGGAUAGACAAGGAGGUCCUGGAUGCAGCAGGACCAACCCUUAAAGUAAUUAGUACAUUGUCUGUGGGAUAUGACCAUCUUGCGAUUUCUGAAAUUAAAGAACGUGGAAUCCGAGUGGGGUAUACGCCAGACAUCCUGACAGAUGCCACCGCUGAGCUCACAGUAGCUUUGCUCCUAGCAACAUCUCGCAGGCUGCCUGAAUCGGUGGAGGAAGUGAAGAAUGGUGGCUGGACAACAUGGAAGCCCCUUUGGAUGUGCGGCUAUGGACUCUCUGGCAGCACAGUUGGGAUUAUAGGGCUAGGAAGAAUAGGACAGGCAGUAGCACGUCGUCUGAAACCAUUUGGAGUUAAUAAAUUUUUGUAUACUGGACGUCACCCCAGGCCUGAAGGUGCUGCCGAAUUUAAAGCAGAGUUUGUACCCCUUGCCAAGCUAGCCGAGGAGUCGGACUUUGUCAUCGUAACAUGUUCUCUGACGCCGGACACGCAAGGCAUGUGCAGCAGGGAGUUCUUUUGCAAGAUGAAAAAAACCUCUGUGUUCAUCAACACAAGCAGGGGAACUGUGGUAAAUCAAGAUGACCUUUAUGAAGCUUUGGUCAAAGGUCACAUUGCAGCUGCUGGUCUAGAUGUUACAACCCCAGAACCACUGCCUGUUGACCAUCCACUUCUUUCCCUAAAGAAUUGUGUGAUUUUACCUCACAUUGGAAGUGCCACCUAUGCAACAAGAAAUGCCAUGUCAGCGCUGGCUGCCAACAAUCUUCUGGCUGGUUUGAAAGGAGAAAGCAUGCCAAGUGAACUCAAACUGUGAGAAGGAAUACAGCAUGGAUUCAAGUUGUUGCAACUGUCUUAAACCUAGGCAAAUCUUCAUUUAUGUUUGACCUAAACUUAUAUUGCUUGAGGCAAUUUGUAUUUCAAGCAAAACAUUAAAACUACUGAUAUAGCAAA
Molecule: messenger RNA, 1215 nt
Organism: Hemicordylus capensis (graceful crag lizard)
Lineage: Eukaryota; Metazoa; Chordata; Lepidosauria; Squamata; Cordylidae
Gene: GRHPR
Product: glyoxylate and hydroxypyruvate reductase
Exons: 10
Coding region: 140-1078 (312 amino acids)
Cellular component (GO): cytosol
Molecular function (GO): hydroxypyruvate reductase (NADH) activity; glyoxylate reductase (NADPH) activity; NAD binding
Source: RefSeq, a predicted model, not a curated record